CUCUACCUUUUCUACUUACCGUUGAUCAAGGCGUGAAUAACGUCUUCAAUCGCCUUGUUCUUGCAUUCUCACAUCAUGUCGCUCGAGACGUACUGGAAACAACGGGAACAGCUCAUCCGCGAGGAUCGCGCGCAACGCGUCGAUACGGCCAGAAUCCAGUCUCUGACAGAGCUCGAGAAGAGAGCGGAUCGCAUUGUGCGCGACGUACGUUCUGCCGAGGCGAAGUCGAUUUGGGCCAUGGACAGCCAGUCGAUAUUCGAUUACAAUCCAGAGGAUGCCACGCCCAAUGUCUUCCCGGGAAUGGCAUUCUUGACAGCCCGAGAGACGGUGAUGAAAACGAGACUGUUUCAGAUUCUGAGCAAGAUGCCCAAAGGCGCCCUUCUACACAUCCAUCUCGAUGCCACCGUCAAUGCUCAGGUCUUGCUUAACCUCGCCGCUGCUCAGCCCAACAUGCACGUCCGUGCGUCAGCCCGCCUGACCAUUCGCAACGUCAAAGCUAUACUCCCGGAGUUCAGAGCACUUCCACAGAGUGAAUUCACUGAUCGGACUAGCUUGACGGAUGCAUCGUAUACAGGGAAUGAGUGGAUUCCGCUUCAUAAGGCUCGCAAGACGUUCGAUGAAACACUCGGCGGUGCCGAUGGUUUCGAUAGCUGGUGUAUCAGCGCCCUCAUGAUUAACCCUUCUGAAGCCUACGGCACUCAUGACAUGCCAACGAAGAUUUGGGCGAAGUUCUCCAAUAUAUUCCGCAUAUCUCAUCCAUUGGUGUAUUACGCGCCAAUAUUCGAAGAAUACAUACGUCUGUUCCUACUUUCUUCUGUAGAGGAUGGCAUUUCCUUUCUUGAACCUCGAAUCAACUUCUUCCACAAGACCAUGGCCGGAGCAGACGGUACAGAGAACAUCUCGCAUCGAGAGUGGUUCGUGAUCUUUGAAAAUGUCGUGAAUGGCGUCAAAAAAGAAUUACGACAACAAGGACGGGAGAACGAGUUCACCGGUGCCAAGAUCAUAUAUACCACGGUGCGGCUCGUCGCGCCGGAGGAUCUCGAAUGGUACCUUGAAGACUGUCUACAGCUGAAGAAGGAGUUUCCCCAUCUACUUGCAGGCUUCGACCUCGUCGGUCACGAGGACUCCUUGCGUCCGCUCAUAGACUAUAUCGAGCCUCUCACUAGAUUUGUCGAACGCCAAAAGGAACUCGGGAUUGACGUGCCUUUCAUCUUGCAUGCAGGCGAGACGCUCGGUGACGGCAAUGCACCAGAUAUGAACUUGUACGAUGCUAUUCUCCUUGGUACCAAACGGAUUGGACAUGGGUUUUCACUUGUUAAGCACCCCAAGCUCAUGGAUAUUUGCAAGGAGAGGGAUAUUGCCGUGGAAGUGUGUCCUAUCUCCAAUGAGAUUCUGCGUCUGACAUCGUCCAUGCCCACACAUCCGCUACCGAUACUCGUGAACCACGGCGUGCACGUCGCCUUGUGUUCUGACGAUCCUGCGAUCUUCGGAAACAUGGGAUUAUCGUUCGACUUCUUCCAGGUACUGGUUGCGAGUGAGGUCACCGGGUUAAUGACCCUUGGCGAGUUCGCUCGUGACAGUAUUAAGUACUCGUCUCUAGACGAUGCAGAGAAGGUACACGCCCUCGCACUCUGGGAAGAGCGCUGGCAGCCAUUCCUCCGAUGGGUGGUGCAGGAACAAAUGACAAGCAACUAAUGUUUGCACAAUGUGGCACGUACUCGUCGGCUAUUAUCUUUUGGAUGGAAUUUAGAUCAAUCAAAUUCAUGAUGAUUCUAUCGCUAAAAUGCCCGAGAAGCAUGGUAUCGUCGGAAUAAUGUGGUGGAUGCAUGUGUUUAAAUGGAUAGGUGCCAUCACUGGCUAGCUCUCCAGUGUCUAUAGGCCUGGUUUGGAGAUAUGCGAUGCCGCCGUCCUAGAUCCUUGAGACAGUUAUGGUACCCGACAAUGUGAUCGCAACUGCAAGAAUUUUCGAUGCUCAGAGCUAGUUCGAUGCAGAGCAUCCCUCCAGUGGCAUUUAUGAUCAGCAUCAUUGAUA
This is a messenger RNA of Laetiporus sulphureus 93-53, 2032 nucleotides long. Its product is annotated as adenosine deaminase-related growth. The coding region runs from base 76 to 1695 and encodes 539 amino acids. Gene Ontology annotation, molecular function: adenosine deaminase activity. Gene Ontology annotation, biological process: adenosine catabolic process; inosine biosynthetic process. The transcript is spliced from 15 exons. NCBI's taxonomy places the organism in Eukaryota, Fungi, Basidiomycota, Agaricomycetes, Polyporales, Laetiporaceae. The record is from RefSeq and is a predicted model, not a curated record.